Ceratina calcarata is the source of this 2959-nucleotide messenger RNA. RefSeq names its product kelch like ECH associated protein 1 (gene Keap1). The record is from RefSeq and is a predicted model, not a curated record. Gene Ontology annotation, molecular function: protein binding. The coding region runs from base 872 to 2734 and encodes 620 amino acids. Lineage: Eukaryota; Metazoa; Arthropoda; Insecta; Hymenoptera; Apidae. The transcript is spliced from 7 exons.
CAAAAUAAACGUUUGCUCGUUUCAUUAAAACUGGCCGAAAAAAAAAAACUGAUCUACUCGUACGAUUUCCCACGAGUUGUCAACGAUUGCUGCUGCUGCUGUUAUCAAUUACCGAAAACUCGAAUGAACCAGAUGACCGAUAGUUAAACGAGCAAAGCCUGGAAUCACCGGACGCGUUGGUUCAAAGGUGCGCUACGCGAUUACAAAGGUAGAAAUCGACGUGGACGUGCUCGAUCAUCAAAGCAAGCGAAAUAAUUGCAAGUCACUCGCGUCAUCUACGAUCACGAGUGCUGUUUCACGGUCGAACUUUCGCUUUGGCUGUGUUCGUACGCUCGGUUCGCCUAACCAUACACAAACGAGGUGGCAACGUCUGUCUGUUACUCUCGCGAUUACGGUAACAUGUAAAUAUAGUCGUGUACCACGGUUCGUCUUGGCCGAAAAUUUUCUCACACAGACGACGACCGUGCAGCGUUACAGACAUGUGUGGAAUGCAGAUUUUUCAUUCAGAAGCCGAUCGGAAGUAACAGCGGAGAACGCGAGACGACGUCGUUAUCAGUCUUUUCACUAACGCAUCAAGACCAACGACUGAGAUUCUUAAUAACGAGUGUUCAGAUGAUACUCGCCGCUGGGAGUUGUCCAUGCAUCAGGAUCCUGUGCUCCAGGAGCACGUGCGUUUAACACGAGAACCGUUUUGUUUGACGUGUGUCUCCAGUUUAUCUUGGUCGUAUCCCGUGCGUCAUCACCGAUCGUCGAUCAAUUAUUAAGUCCUACGAAUUAUGAUCAAGUCUCGAAUCUACUCAAGUUAAUUUAUUCAAAGAAUUUUAUCGUGUUUCCGUGUGUGUGUGACUGAUAGAUCAUCCCGUUCACUUUAAUGGACGAAGAGGAUUGUUGUAUGAAAAAAGAAGCUGAGGGCAGCUUCCGUUCGGAGAACCUUGGAUCUGGUUCUUCGUUCAUCACUGAUGCCAGAGGGCUCGAGGAUGGCGCGGAGAAAAACGGGGACUUAGGAGACAUGACCUUUUAUAUGACUAAUUAUAUAAAAGGUGCCAUGAAGAUGAUGUCCAUCAUGCGCAGCCAUCACAUGCUGACCGACGUUGUAUUGGAAGUCGGCUCGGAAGUGUUCUAUGCACACAAAGUGAUCUUGGCCGCAGCCAGUCCUUACUUCAAGGCGAUGUUCACGGGGGGGUUGAAAGAGUCAGAAAUGACUAAGGUUAAACUGCAAGGCGUGUGCCCGACCACAAUGGGAAAGUUGAUAUACUUCAUGUAUACCGGGCAAAUAAGAGUCACAGAGAUUACAGUGUGCUCGCUUUUAUCAGCUGCCACCAUGUUUCAGGUUAGUAAUGUGAUAGACGCGUGUUGCGUGUUCUUGGAAAGACAAUUAGACCCGACGAACGCGAUCGGGAUAGCGAACUUUGCCGAGCAACACGGCUGUCAGACUUUGUAUCAGAAAGCGAAUCAGUUUAUUGUUCAACAUUUUAGUCAGAUAUGUCAGGAAGAAGAGUUCCUACAGUUGUCAGCGAUGCAAUUGAUAUCGUUGGUCAGAAAGGACGAGCUGAACGUGCAGGAAGAACGCGAAGUGUACAACGCGGUGUUGAAAUGGGUCAAGUAUAACGAGGAGGCGAGGGGCUCGAAAAUGGAGCACAUAUUGCACGCGGUCAGGUGUCAGUACCUCACGCCGAACUUUCUCAGAGAGCAAAUGAAAAACUGCGACGUGCUGAAGAAAGUGCCUGCCUGUCGAGAGUACCUCGCGCAGAUAUUCAAGGAUCUGACUCUCCAUAAAAAACCGGUGGUCAAGGAGAGGACACCGAAUACCCGAAGAGUGAUAUACAUAGCCGGCGGUUUCUUAAAACACUCCCUCGACGUUUUAGAAGGGUACAACGUCGACGAGAAGACUUGGACGCAGCACGCGAAGCUGAUCGUCCCGAGAUCGGGUUUAGGCGGCGCGUUCUUAAAGGGUAUGUUCUACGCUGUUGGAGGGAGGAACAAUUCGCCGGACAGCAGAUACGACAGCGAUUGGGUGGACAGGUACAAUCCAGUAACGGAUCAGUGGAGAGCUUGCAGUCCGAUGUCGGUGGCAAGAAACAGAUUAGGGGUGGCUGUUAUGGAUGGUUUGCUAUACGCUGUCGGAGGCAGUGCGGGUGCCGAGUAUCAUAACAGCGUCGAAUGUUACGAUCCAGAUCACGAUUCUUGGACGAAUGUAAAACCGAUGCAUGUCAAGAGAUUGGGAGUUGGAGUGGCCGUUGUUAACAGAUUACUCUAUGCGAUUGGUGGAUUCGAUGGGACGAAUCGAUUGAAUUCUGUCGAGUGCUACCAUCCCGAAAACGACGAAUGGACGAUGGUUUCACCUAUGAAAUGCAGUAGAUCGGGUGCUGGGGUUGCCGGUUUAGGACAAUAUAUUUACGUAGUCGGUGGAUACGACGGGACCAGACAGUUGAACUCUGUAGAGAGAUACGAUACGGAAAAGGAUUCCUGGGAGCACUUCAGUAAUAUUUCUAUUGCUCGCAGUGCUUUGAGCGUCACGGUGUUGGAUGGAAAAUUAUAUGCAAUGGGCGGAUACGACGGGGAUCGAUUUUUAAAUAUAGUCGAGAUAUAUGAUCCUGUGAAGAACACGUGGGAGCAAGGGGUGCCGAUGACCUCGGGGAGAUCGGGUCACGCGAGCGCAGUGUCUUAUCAUCAGUGUCCCAUUCAUUGCGAUCAUCUGGACCACCAUCUACCGAUGGAGAAACCGCCCUCGUGAUGAACGUAACUGAGUGUUAGUAUUGGUUUAUAAGGAAACAAACGAAUCAUAGACUGAUAGAUCGCGUUUUCAAGUUGUGGAAUGAGGUAGUGAAUGCCUCAUUAACAUUCAAUUGUAACAUACGUGCGUAAUAUCCCGGUAAUUUCCAACGAUAAAAUUGUAAAUAGAAUUUGUUAUCUUUAAACGGAAAAUUUUUAUACAAGACUUCCUAGGAAAAUUUUUAUA